AUGUAUAUUUAGGAUUCUGCUGCUUUAAAAAAAAUGGUUGAAACCAUUCUGGGCUAAAUCCCAGAGUCCUGUGCUUGUCAAGAGAUCAUACAAAUAAGGGCCUUCACACUAACAAGGAUGCAGUGUCUUUGUAAUCUGUUUCUGUGAGGCAAAGCUGGCUUUACCAGGAGGUGAUCAGUUGAGGAACAAUAUGAGCAACAUGCCACAAAAGAAGAACUCCAGUAGAAAUAAUAGGUGGUUCUGGGGCACAGGAGGUGCAAAAUUACUGAGAGUUCAGAAAAUCAGCAUUCUGGCAAGUAUUUUUCAGUGGAAAACUCUACAGCCAGGAAUGUCUCUUUCAUCAUAUUCCAAGACUAAAAAUUGGGAGACAAGAAGUCUAAGUGGAACCCAAAACCAUUUCUAAAGAGCUCCGCGGCUGCAGCAGCAAACUCGGCACUUUCGGAGGAGCAGCCCCAGCAGCACGACAUGGAGAAUUACCGGAAUGCCACCGAGGUUCAAAUGAGUCAGAUGGUGCAGCCCUGUCACACCAACUACCGCGGGGAGCUCAGCAUUGGGCAGCUCCUGAAAUGGAUCGACACGGCAGCCUGCCUCUCUGCAGAGAGGCAUGCUGGCUGCCCUUGCGUCACGGCUUCAGUGGAUGAUAUCUAUUUUGAGCACACAAUUAGUGUUGGGCAGGUUGUCAACAUCAAAGCAAAAGUGAACCGAGCAUUUAACUCUAGCAUGGAGGUUGGUGUACAGGUCAGCUAUGAAGAUCUGUGCAAUGGGGAGCAAUGGAGUGUGUGCAAAGCAUAUGCAACUUUUGUCGCACAAGGCAAGCCAGCCGCUAAGAUCAAGUUAAAGCCCCUGGUCCCUCAAACAGAAGAGGAGAAGAUUGAGUACAGCGUUGCUGCUGAACGCCGGCGUAUGCGACUGGCCCACACUGAUACCAUCAAAGACCUUGUAUCCAACAGCCCUAUCCAGUCUGAGCUGGAGAACAGAGAGUGCAACAUGAUAGUACCUGCAGAAAAGACCAGAGUGGAGAGUGUGGAACUCAUUUUGCCUCCACAUGCCAACCAUCAGGGGAACACAUUUGGAGGACAGAUCAUGGCCUGGAUGGAAAAUGUGGCCACAAUAGCAGCAAGCCGAUUGUGCCAAGCCCAUCCAACCCUGAAGACGAUAGAAAUGUUCCAUUUCAGAGGACCAUCUCAAGUUGGGGACCGCCUCCUGUUCAAGGCCAUUGUCAACAAUGCAUUCAAGAAUAGCAUGGAGGUUGGGGUAUGUGUAGAGGCCUAUCGACAUGAAAUGGAAGUCAGCCGAAGACAUAUAAACAGUGCCUUUAUGACCUUUGUGGUCUUGAAUGGAGAGGGUCAGCCACGCACGCUUCCAGUACUGAAACCAGAACCUGGGGAUGGAGAAAGACGGUUCAAAGAAGCUAGUGCCAGGAAAAAAAUUAGACUGGACAGAAAAUAUGUCAUUUCCUGCAAACAUACGGAAGCUCCUUUGUCUGUGCCUUGGGAUCAAAGUAAUAAGGUUUAUCUGAGUUACAACAAUGUUACUGCACUGAAGACAUUAGUAGCUAAGGCCAACUGGGUGCUUGCCUCCGAAAGAGACAAGGUCAAGAUGUACAUGCUAGAAGAGGACAAAUUCCUCUCUAUCCGAAUAGAGAUCACCAUCUGCAUCGAUGCAAUGCAGGCCUUCCUCCUGCUGUCAGACCUGCGACGCAGGCACGAGUGGGAUAAGCAUUAUGCGAGUUCUGAACUUGUCCAACAAGUUGAUAAAGAGGACAUGAUCUAUCAUGUUAUUAGCCAAACUAUGAGUGAGGAAAACAAACCUCAGGAUUUUGUUGUCCUCGUGUCACAAAGAAAACCUUGCAGCAAAGGUGACCCAUAUGUUGUAGCAUUCAGAUCAGUCACGCUGCCAACACAUCCAGCAAAGCCAGAGUAUACCCGAGGGGAGACCUUGUGUUCUGGCUUCUGUAUUUGGCAGGAAACAGAUGACAUCACCAAGGUGUCAUAUUACCACCAGGCCACUUCUGGUGUUUUGGCCUACAUCACAACUAACAUUGCUGGCCUCUCUUCAAGCUUCCAUUCCACCUUUCAAGCUUGUGAACAGUUCCUUCUGAAAAACAAAGACAAUCUCUCUGCUGCGCUUCAGAAUCUUUAACUAUACGGUUUCUGCAAAACUAGUUUUUGCAAUCUUAUCUCAUGAUGAGCAUUGCUGUAAAUACUGAAAUGACCUGUGUAAGUAUAUGAUAAAAGGAGAGGAAGGAAACUGGCAUGUUCAAAUGCAUAAAUUGCAUAGCUCUAAGUUGUGGAGGAAGUCCGUUUUUAUUGGCUUAUGAUCAGAAUAAAGAUUUCUAUGCAGGAUGAUUGAAUGAUCAGAAACUUAGUGAUCAUAUUGUGUGCACUUAUUCAGGAAGCAACUUAUGAUGAUUGUUCCUGGGUUUUGCAUGUCCUUCAUCACACUUGUGUUGGCUUCUGUUGAAGUCUUGUAUUUGAUUGACGGGAAAAUCUGAUGUAAAGGAAAACUUGAAAAAGGACUCUUUCUUGCUAUGUCUAGAACUCUAGGUGGGAGAACACUAGUAGGGAGUAAACCUUUGAACUGAAUGUCACUAAAAAAAAACUACAGAAAAUGACUUCAUAUAGAAGCAGUGGAAGUGAAACUUUUUUUAAAGUGCCUUUAACCAAGGGUAUUAAGGUUCACAAGAAUUCAGAAUGAAAAUUCAUUGGAAUUGUUAUUUAUUGGAAGAAUCUACAAAAUAAUAUUUGGAUUGGUGGAGGGCAUUCCUGGCAUUAAUUAACUACCUUAUUUCACUGUACAUUACACAAAUGCAGCUCACUGUUAAAUCAUGUCACAUGUAAUAAUUUUUUAAACCAUUCUUCAAUAUUAAUGUCUUCCUUAACCUUUUUUGAAUGUUGAAAGGUUUUUUGAUCAGUCUAAGCCUGAGGAGAUGAGAUUAUUUUGCUGCAGAGGGACAGCUCCAUAUUUGGGGCAGGGGAAGGAGAAUCUUUCCUCUCUUUUGAUCCAUAGACAGUCAUGCACUGAGUACCUCAUCUUUCAUUUUUACUGUGUAUUUUCUCUUACCCUUUUACACAAAGUUUGCCAGUUCUGGAUUCUAAUCUUUUAUUGUUUGUCAGAGCUGUGGGAGUUUAUUGAAAGAAAUAACAAUAAAAACAUAUUAAAAAUUAAAA
Molecule: messenger RNA, 3170 nt
Organism: Rhineura floridana
Lineage: Eukaryota; Metazoa; Chordata; Lepidosauria; Squamata; Rhineuridae
Gene: ACOT11
Product: acyl-CoA thioesterase 11
Exons: 18
Coding region: 466-2142 (558 amino acids)
Cellular component (GO): extracellular exosome
Molecular function (GO): lipid binding; thiolester hydrolase activity
Source: RefSeq, a predicted model, not a curated record